Messenger RNA from Desarmillaria tabescens, 2124 nucleotides. RefSeq lists its product as uncharacterized. Bases 4 to 2124 code for a protein of 706 amino acids. The transcript is spliced from 4 exons. Lineage: Eukaryota; Fungi; Basidiomycota; Agaricomycetes; Agaricales; Physalacriaceae. The record is from RefSeq and is a predicted model, not a curated record.
CCCAUGUCGCGACAGCCAGACAGCUUCAAGUUUGGCUCGUUGGGCUCAAUUGGUGGUAUGGUGGGGUCAACCCACGGUACUAUCAACCCGAGCUUUAUCUUGGGUGGGGGAGGAAGCGCUGCUACUACCAACGUUUCCGACUCAACUGUCAAUCAAAACUCAAAUCCAAUUACCCCGCAUCAGCUGCAGGGUCCAUUCUCUCAGGUACAGUUACCGGCCAUGCACACCAUGGGGCCACCCUUUUUCCAAAGCACGCCUCAAAACCCUACCUCCAAUCAGUGCGUGAUCCAGGUAGGGGACGUAUCGCUAGGCGUUUGGUGGUAUGACCCUAUGACCAUGUCAUGGAGUCAUACUGAGUGCGAACUCUGCCGAACGUAUCGGCACCAUAUAUCAGACGCAGAGUACGACCAAGUCCCGUCUUUCAUCGAGGCGCGUGCCCAGGACUGCGAGGCCGAAAUUCGCCACCUCCGUGACGAGCUUCGGGCACAUGGACCACCUCCCAACCGCGUCAAGCGACACCAUGAACGGGGGGAUUCUCCCCCUCCACAACGCAUCCGUACUGAGAGAGGGUAUCGCCCAAGCCCGGCUAGGUCCUCUAGGGCGGGCAGUCCUCGAGGUAGUAACCCACGACCUUCAGCACCGCCCCCUGUGAGGCUGCGACGAAACAACGACGCCAUGGAAGUGGAUGAUGUUGGCCCACCACCAGCACCACCCACUCUUCGAACCACGGCUGGGUCCCAUACGUUCGUCCCCUAUGAGAGUCCCCUCCACCAUUCGACGGGAGGGUUGUUUGGCUCAUAUCAAGUUACCCCCCCUUCCGACGAAGAAUCGGACUACAACGACAGUUCCGACAAUGAACAUCGUGACGACGACAUUCGCAAGGCGCUUAACAAGUUCCCUCACUCAAAUCGGGCUGGUCCCCAAUCACUUACCAGUGGUUGGGACUACUACCAAAAGUACCAGCCCACCUCCAAGUCUGCGUUCCGUGCCCUGGAUCGUGACAGGAAGGAUCUACCCCCUCCCUGUGGGAAACUCAGGCGUAUUGAACCCCAUUUGCCAACCUCUGCUGAUGAGGCUGAACGAAUCCUCGCACUGGUUAAAGCGUCUCCCGAGUCGUUCCUAGCGUACCGGUGGAAACACAUCGUAUCGGACAUCCAAGAACGGUCCCGACUGGUGUGGGUGUUGACAAGAAGGGGAAUGAUAUACCCUUUGGCCCUGCAAGGAUCCCGAAUGCCAGUAAAGGCUGCCCCCGCUUCUGAUUGGUUCGCGUGGUGUCUGUGGAACCAUCGCGCAGUCGAUUGCCCUGGUGUGUUCAUCAUGAGAGAUGGCCCUCUCGUCUGCUCAACUGUUGAGGCUUGGAGACUGAGUAGGGAUCUCUCUCCCGCUCAAGUAGCCAACCCUCGACUCCGUACGCGAUUCACCGAAGUAUUCGUUAUGCUCGUACUGCGCCCAGGAUGGUAUGGUCAGUUCCUGGACCACCAUUCCAUCCCUGUCGCAGCAGAAUAUGACCCAUACACUCGAUUCCCUGGCAAUUGGAUCCAAAACCUGGAUCUGGCUGCACUUUCACGCUUCCUCGCGGAGCGAGGAGUGACGCGCGAAGUCAUGGAUUCGUACCUGCUGUUUGGCAAAACAUGGGCUACUUGUAUGCUCUCUCAACGCCCCAACCAGUCCGAAUAUUGGCAGCAGCAACUCACUGCUAGCCAUGACUGGAUCAAGGCCAUUCAAUUUGAGGAACCAUCAUGGUACGAUGCCCCGUCGUGGUCACCUCCCCUCGAAGAGGGAUGGGACCUUACUUGGAUCGCCCGAUACCGCAAGGGCAGAAUGGAUAAGUGGGAGCAGGAUCAGCGGGACCAGGCCCUGCCCAAUAGUGGGCCAUCUACGGGAUCGACAGUACCUCCUGAAUCCUCUCUGUCGACAGUAGCUCCGCCCGAUAGUGGUGUCCUGCCGUCCGAGUCGAUCUCACACUCUCAACAAGCCCUCGACAUCAUCAGUAGCGACGGCACGGUACCCAUCGCCGACGAUCACAACACUCAAAUCGACGAUGGCGGCGAUACUAUCAUGGUUGAUCCCGUCGUGCAGCUCGCAGCUUCCAUCCCCUUGCCUCUGGGCGACGACGGUCUUUAA